Molecule: messenger RNA, 786 nt
Organism: Emiliania huxleyi CCMP1516
Lineage: Eukaryota; Haptophyta; Isochrysidales; Noelaerhabdaceae
Exons: 3
Coding region: 1-786 (261 amino acids)
Biological process (GO): protein import into peroxisome matrix
Cellular component (GO): peroxisomal membrane
Molecular function (GO): zinc ion binding
Source: RefSeq, a predicted model, not a curated record
AUGCGGAAUCGACCCUAUCCCAGUGCAACAGUGCAACAGCUCUGCGCCGCGCUGGCUCUCCCUCCUGCCACCACGGCUGAGGGGCUGCGCGCCGCGCAGAAGGACGAGUUCCACGGCAAUGAGUUCUCCCUGCUCGUAUCGCACGCGCUCGGCGCUCUCGCCGGCCCGCAGUGGGUGCAGAAGCACCGCGAGGAGGUCCGGGCGGCGGCGCGCCUCGCCUACGGCGGCCUCUCGACGGCGCGCCUCGCGCAGACGCCGGGCGAGGAGUACUGCGACAUCACGUGCGUAGACGCGGCCACCGGCCAGCCGCUGCCGCUCCGCCGCCGCUGGAUCGCCGUCUUGAUUGGGGCGCUGACGCCGUACCUUGCUCUCCGCCUCGAGGCGCGGCUCGUCUCCGCGGCCCGCUCCUCCGAGUCGCCCCUCGCCGCCGCUCUCGCCGCGCGGCUCGGCUCGUUCGGCGAGGCGCUCCGCCGGCUGCAGCUCGCUCUCUUUUGUCUCGGCCGCGCUCCCCGUCGGCUGGUCGACGUGCCGCUCGGCAUCGCGCACGUGCGGCACGGCGCGCGGGCCGGGUCGGCCUCGUCGCCGUACCGCUCCCUCGGCCUGCUCAUGCUCUGCCAGCUCGCCCUCUCCUCCCUCGCCCUGCUCGCCGAGCUCCGCGCCGCCGCCUCCGCCCGCAGCCGCCUCCGCGCAAUCGCGUCUGUCCGGCGAGCGGCGAGGGCGGGCAGCCUGCCGCCUGCCGCCGCUCCCCUCCUCAGCGCUGCGUUGUGCCUGCACGGAAUGGUCUGA